This is a messenger RNA of Trifolium pratense (red clover), 2271 nucleotides long. Its product is annotated as probable cysteine desulfurase. The transcript has 5 exons. The record is from RefSeq and is a predicted model, not a curated record. Bases 194 to 2155 code for a protein of 653 amino acids. Lineage: Eukaryota; Viridiplantae; Streptophyta; Magnoliopsida; Fabales; Fabaceae.
GGGAGAGCUACCUGAAUUAGAUAUAUGAUAUCCACAAUAAAAUAGUACCAACAGGUUUCUUCCAGCCCAUGAUAAACAUCCCACUGAAAUUCAUUAACCAUUAACUCUUAUCAAACUAUAAAACAUAAAAUAACUCAAAUAUUCUACAUUCUGUUAUAUAUAUUAAAGCCUUCUUCAUCCUUUUUAUUCAUAUAUGUUUCAUUACAUUAACAAUAUCAUACAUCAUUAUAUUCAAUUUUUUAUUAUGGAACUAGAGCAACCAUUGUUAGUAGAUAUCAUACAUAUGUUAGCUCAAAGUCAGAACAUUAAGGCCAAAAUUGAGGUUUCUGUACCUUUAUCUAAAACAAACAGCAUUUUAGAAACAUCUCAUGACUUUUGCUACCAUCCUGAGUCCUUUAAGAAACUUGUGGAAAUGGAUUUGCCUUGUAAUGAAUCUGUGGAGGAAAAACUUUCUUGGUUGCGGUCUCAAAUCGUAGGUAAUGAUGCGGAGUUUGAUUCUUCGUUUGGAAGACGAAAACUUGUUUAUGCUGAUCACACUGCUUCUGGCCGAAGUCUUCGUUACAAUGAAAAUUUCAUCAUCAAUCAUCUUCUUCCUUUCUAUGGUAAUACUCAUACUUGCGAUAGUUAUGUGGGAAGUAGGACAACAAAAAUGCUACACGAAGCGACUGAGUACAUUAAGAAAUGCUUAGGCGGUGGCGAAGAUGAUGCAAUCAUCUUUUGUGGCUCAGGCACAACUGCAGCCAUCAAGAGGCUUCAAGAAGUAAUGGGAAUUGCAGUGCCUUCUAUUUUAAGGGAAAGAAUGUUGAGGUUUCUUAGCAAAGAAGAAAGAUGGGUGGUUUUUGUAGGACCACAUGAGCAUCAUUCAAAUCUCCUUUCUUGGAGGCAGAGUUUGGCUGAGGUUGUAGAGAUUGGUCUAGAUGAUAAAGGGCUGCUCGACAUGGAAGCUCUAAAGCUACGACUUGAAGCCUAUAAAGAUACGAAUCGACCCUUGUUGGGAUCUUUCUCAGCUUGUAGUAAUGUCACGGGUAUCUAUUCAGAUACGCGUGAUAUUGCUAAGCUUUUUCACCGAUAUAAAGGCUAUGCAUGUUUUGAUUUUGCAGCAAGUGGUCCGUAUGUGGAGAUUGAUAUCAGAUCAGGGGAUAUCGAUGGAUAUGAUGCUGUGUUCCUUAGUCCACAUAAGUUUCUCGGUGGUCCUGACUCUCCAGGAGUGCUUUUGAUGAACAAGGCCUUAUAUCGGUUGGGAUCUUCGCCUCCAUCUACUUGUGGAGGCGGAACUGUCACUUAUGUUAAUGCCUUCAAUGAAAAGGACACAUUAUACAUGGAGAACAUAGAAGAUAGGGAAAAUGGGGGCACACCUCCAAUAAUCCAAAUAGUGAGAGCAGCAUUAGCAUUUUGGGUAAAAGAAUACAUUGGCUACAAAGAGAUUGAAAAAAGAGAACAACUAUACAUCAACAAAGCACUUAAAAGACUUGUCUCCAAUCCCAACAUUAAGAUUUUGGGAAACUUGAAUGCCAAGCGACAAGCUAUAUUGUCAUUUCUCGUAUAUUCUACCACCAAUUCUUGUUCGUCGACUGAACGAGGAAAUGUUAGUAGCCAAGAAAAUGAAGGAGAACUUAAUCUGUGGCAAGAAAUGGGGAACCAAAGAGGUAAACCACUUCAUGGCCCUUUUGUUGCAGCAUUGCUCAAUGACCUUUUUGGCAUUCAAGCUAGAGGUGGAUGUGCUUGUGCUGGACCUUAUGGACAUGACUUACUCAACAUCAAUAAAUCUCAAUCACUUGCUAUUAGAUCAUCAGUUCAAGAGGGGUAUAUUGGAGUGAAACCUGGAUGGACGCGAGUUAGUUUUCCUUAUUACAUGAGUGAAGAGGAUUUUGAGUACAUUCUAAGUGCAAUAGAGUUUGUAGCUGUAUAUGGCCAAAGGUUCUUUCCUCUAUACAGCUUCAAUUUAAGGAAUGGAAGUUGGAGAAUGAAGACAGAUAAAUUUGAGGCAUUAAACAAUGAAGACAAUUGCAAGAUUCCUAAUAAUUUAGUGGGAAGAAAUCUAGAAGAAGUAAACAUUGAUGUGGCCAAAUAUAUUGCUAGUAGUCUCCCUAAGUUCCCUCCUGAGGGUAUAUUGCAGGAAGGCAUGGAUCCAAAAAUUCUCUAUUUUAGAGUUUGAAUUUUGAUUGUGUUUUCAAUAUACUAAACAUUAUUUAUGAACAUACUUGAUACAUAUGAUUUUGUGUUAUUGUCUAUUUUGUUUGUAGUAUGAAUGAAAUCUACAUUUUUUUGACA